AUGAAUGUGGCACAAGCUUCUUGUUCUAAUGGGUUGGUGGAUGAACAAUGCCAAUAUGUCAAUAAGAACUACAACUUUAGGCCCUACAACAAUUUUCCUGCACACUACCAUCCUACCCUUCGCAAUCAUGAAAUUUUUUCCUAUGCCAACAAUAGAAACAUUCUCCAACCACCUCAAGAGCCACCUAGACAAAUGGGGGAGAAGCCUUCACCAUCACUUGAAAAAUUACUAAAGACUUACAUAGUGGACUCCAAGGCAAGGCUAGAUCAACAUGACACUCAUCUAACCAAUAUUGAAACACAUUGUACUAAUAUGGGAGCAAUGAUGAAGAAAUUGGAAACACAAGUGGGUCAAUUGGCCAAUACUAUGAAGAAUCAAAUAUCUAGAUAUUUUCCUAGUGAUACUGAGAAGAAUCCAAAAGAGCGCAAUGCAAUCACUUUGAGGAGUGAAAAAGAAUUGGAUGCUAUUACAGUUGAGAAGAAAAAGGUUGAUGAGAUCCCAAUGAAUGGUGAGAAAGAAGAAGACAAGAAAAAGGAGGAGAUUCCGAAGAAAGAGUCAUUGGUGGCUAAUCUGGGUUCAAUUAUUGUUCCGGACAACCAACCCAAGAUCAUUACUCCAUUACCAUUUCCUCAAAGAUUUCACAAGAAGGCGAUUGUUGAACAAUUUGCAAUGUUCUUGAAUAUUUUCAAGAAAAUACAUACUAAGAUUCCUUUUGUAGAUGCCCUUGAACAAAUGCCAAACUACGCUGAGUUUAUGAAGGAGGUAAUGUCGAAGAUGCGUAAGUUAAAGGAUUAUGAAAUAAUGAAGCUAGCAGAAGAGUGUACUGUCAUUAUCGAGAGACAAUUAUUAGAAAUGUUGAAAGACCCGUGUAGUUUUACAAUUCCAUGUGUUAUUGGAGAGCUACAUAUUGGGAAGGCCUUGUGUGAUUUGGGUACUAGCAUCAAUCUAAUGCCUCUCUCAAUCUUUCAGAAACUCAAUCUUGGAGGGGUCAAACCAACUACUAUUUCCCUACAAUUGGCGGAUCGUUCUUUGACGUAUCAUAGAGGUAUCAUUGAAGAUGUUCUAGAAGACCAAGAAAUUCCUAUAAUCUUGGCAAGACCUUUUCUAGCAACUGGGAAAGCUUUGAUUGAUGUUCAUGAUGGUAACUUGACUCUAAGGGUGAAUGGUAAAGAAGUAAAGUUCAACAUUAGUGAUGCUAUGAAGUUUCCCAAGGAGCAAGCAGAUUGUAAGAGAGUGGAUGUAGUUACUCCAUGCUUAAGAGACUUUUUCAAGACUAUCUUUCAUAAUGAUCCUUUGGAACUAUGUUUGACAAUGCCAAUUUCUAAAGAUGACCUUGGAGUAGAUUUGGGCAUGAAUGAUGUGGAGGUGGUUGAUAGUGGCUUUGCUUUAGAAGCAUUACCGACAGAAAAGGAGGUGUCUAAGAAGGAAGAUAUCAAUAAGGCUCCUACUCUCUAUAAUAGCUCGAAGAAAAAGAAUAGUACUAGUGAUGGGCUUGUUUUGAAGCAAUUACCCGCUCAUCUUCGGUAUGCAUUUUUUGGAGAUAGAUCUACCAAACCUAUAAUAAUUUCAGCAUCAUUUAUUGAGGAAGAUGAAAGAAAGUUGUUAGAAACUUUAAAGAGGUAUUCAUCCACUUUUUCUUGGUCAAUUUCAUAUAUUAAAGGCAUUAGUCCAGGAAUUUGUAUGCACAAGAUUCUUAUGGAGGACUCUGAUAAGCCUUCCAUUGAUCAUCAAUGA
Humulus lupulus (European hop) is the source of this 1734-nucleotide messenger RNA. RefSeq lists its product as uncharacterized. The transcript is spliced from 2 exons. The record is from RefSeq and is a predicted model, not a curated record. Lineage: Eukaryota; Viridiplantae; Streptophyta; Magnoliopsida; Rosales; Cannabaceae. Bases 1 to 1734 code for a protein of 577 amino acids.